AUGAUCUUUCUUCUUUCCUUCACAAAUUCAGCUGCUACCCGUCUCGUCUCCCUCUCCAAAUUCCCAAUUCUCAGAACCCCACAAUUCUCCACCAUGUCUACCAAUUUCUUCAAGUCUCACGCCUUUGCAGGCAACCCCAUUAAGCUAAGAACCCCUAAAUCAACUGAUCCAUUUUCACCACCCUCUGCUCUCAAGACCCUUAAAAACCUUCUUUUAGGAAAUACCCAUGAACCCCAUUCCCCUAAUUUCAAGAUCUUGCCUUUCAGAAAGGGAAGGCCAUUGGCUGGUUCAGUUAGGGAAUCGAAUGAGCCGAAUUGGCACCUGGGUUGGUUGAGUUUUGAGGAUUGUAAGGCUUUCUUGGAGAACUCUGAGGUUAAUUUGAGUGAAGAUACUUUGGUUUAUUUGGGUUCUGAUUCUGAGGGUGAUGGGGUUUAUGUUGUGUACUGGGGUAUUGAUGUGACAGAGGCUGGUAAUGGAUUGGUUAAAGAAUUGGGGGGUAAGCAGUUUUGCUUUGUUGAGCUUAGGACUCUGAUGGUUGCCACUGAUUGGGAAAAUGCUUCGUCCAUGGGACAACUUGCUAUUGCUGGUCAUGCCAGAUCAUUACUAGAAUGGCAUACAGCAUCACGUUUUUGUGGAUUUUGUGGUGGUAAGAACAUUUUAAUUGAUGCUGGGAGACGGAAACAGUGCUCUAAUGAGUUAUGCAAGAAGAAAAUCUAUCCUCGAGUUGAUCCAGUUGUGAUUAUGUUAGUUAUUGACAAAGAGAAUGACCGUGCGUUAUUAAGUAGGCAGUCAAGAUUUGUGCCUCGCAUGUGGAGUUGUCUAGCUGGUUUCAUGGAGCCAGGAGAAAGUUUGGAGGAGGCUGUGAGAAGAGAAACAUGGGAGGAGACCGGUAUUGAAGUUGGACAAGUUGUUUACCAUAGUUCUCAGCCAUGGCCUGUUGGACCUAGCAGCAUGCCAUGCCAACUUAUGGUGGGAUUCUUUGCUUAUGCAAAAUCACUGGAUAUUAAUGUGGAUAAGGAGGAAUUAGAAGAUGCGAAAUGGCAUAGCAGAGAAGAUGUGAAAAAGGCACUCACGAUUGCGGAAUACAAGAAGGCACAGAAGACUGCUUCUGGUAAAGUGGACCAAAUGUGCAAGGGUGUAGAAAGAGGACAGAGCUUGUCUUCCGAUUUCAAUGUGGAAAGUGGGGAACUUGCUCCUAUGUUUAUCCCGGGGCCCUUUGCAAUUGCUAAUCAUCUCAUUUCCUCUUGGGUGAAUGGGGUUGAAUCGCAACUUGCAAGUUCUUUCUCAAAUUUAUAGGUUGGUGCUCACUAAUGAAGUCUUCUUUUUUGCAGCAUGUCAUUUAAUCUUGUUAUGUCUAUCAUCUAUCUUGUUUGAAAUCGAUUUUGCUGAAAUUAUUGCAACGUUAAUACUGUAGUAAGCUUCUCAAAUAACCUUAGUCUACUCAUGAAGAAACAUGAUAAACAUGCUUUGUCAUUCUAAAACUUGAGGCUUUCUGUUUUUGCUUAGUUAAAUUUAUCAGUUUGGUAUA
Molecule: messenger RNA, 1528 nt
Organism: Solanum pennellii
Lineage: Eukaryota; Viridiplantae; Streptophyta; Magnoliopsida; Solanales; Solanaceae
Product: nudix hydrolase 19, chloroplastic
Exons: 6
Coding region: 1-1296 (431 amino acids)
Biological process (GO): NAD+ catabolic process; NADP+ catabolic process
Cellular component (GO): cytosol
Molecular function (GO): NADH pyrophosphatase activity
Source: RefSeq, a predicted model, not a curated record